AUGUGCGAUGCGUCCAUGUCCCGGUCCAGAAAGCUUCCUCCCAAGCGCCAGGUGUACUGGUGGUCUACGGAAAUCGCGCAAAUGCGCAGAGCGUGUCUAGUGGCUAGACGCCGGUACACCCGAUGCCGAAGGCGGCGGCGCAGGGAUUUGGACCUGGAAACCGAGUUGUACACCUCCUUCAGACAGGCCAAGAUGACUUUACAAGCGGCUAUAGCUUCAGCGAUUGCUGUUGCCAGGGAGGAGUUUUUGGCUGCACUUAACCGUGAUCCGUGGGGGAGGCAGUACAGGAUGCGGGAGGAGCACUCGCCACCUUCGAUGGCACGACCCAGCACGGAGAUGACCGACCCAAGCUUGGAUAUACCGGAGGUGACUCCGGGAGAGUUCGGCGCUGCCGUCCUUAGGAUGAAACUCAAAAGCGCCGCCCCGGGUCCCGACGGCAUCCCGGGACGAGCCUGGGCACUGGCCCUGGGGGAUGCCCUGGAGCCUAGGUUGAGGGAGAUGUUUACUGCCUGUCUGGCCCAAGCCAUAAUUCCACAGAGGUGGAAGACAGGCAGACUCGUCCUCAUCCGGAAGCAGGGGCGUCCCAUGGACUCGCCCUCCGCCUAUCGACCGAUAGUGUUACUCGACGAUGUGGGGAAGCUCUUUGAAAGAGUUGUUGCUGGCCGCAUCGUCGAGCACCUUGAAAACGUUGGUCCGAAUCUGGCGGAGAGGCAAUUCGGGUUCCGCAAGGGUCGGUCAACCAUCCACGCGGUGUUGCAAGUUAGGUCUCUCGCGCAGGAAGCAGUGUCCCAGGGCGGAGUCGUCCUGGCGGUGUCUCUUGACAUCGCCAACGCCUUUAACACUCUGCCCUGGGCUUGCAUUAGGGAGGCGCUCCGGUUCCAUGGAGUGCCCCUCUACCUGCGCCGUACCAUCGAGGCUUACUUGUCGCAUCGCCGUGUAGAGUUUCCGUGCCAAGACGGGCAUCGAACCAUCGAGGUGACGUGCGGUGUUCCACAGGGGUCGGUGUUAGGGCCACUCCUGUGGAACUUAGGCUAUGACUGGGUGCUACGUGGCGCCUAUCUCAGGGGUGUCGAGGUGAGGUGUCGAGGUGUCAGGGGUGUUACGCUGAUGACACCCUUG
Iphiclides podalirius (scarce swallowtail) is the source of this 1119-nucleotide messenger RNA. The record is from the annotation of a GenBank genome assembly. NCBI's taxonomy places the organism in Eukaryota, Metazoa, Arthropoda, Insecta, Lepidoptera, Papilionidae.